Acanthoscelides obtectus is the source of this 774-nucleotide messenger RNA. Lineage: Eukaryota; Metazoa; Arthropoda; Insecta; Coleoptera; Chrysomelidae. The record is from the annotation of a GenBank genome assembly.
CAUUCAACUGUCUUACCGUCAAAGCUCUGGCAUUUAUUUAACAAGAAAACGUCGACGUGUGCUUUGUUUGAUUCGGUUGCAAUUGUUUCACCGCCAAUACGUUCACUUGUUUAACAGUACAACAUCGAUACGCCUUCUGUUCCGAUUCAAUUGUUUGACAAAAGAACGUCCCUUACUUUUUUAAGUUCUAUGUCGAUGUUUGAGUAAUCGAUAUGUAUUGCGUUGGUUCGUUUUGAUUGUGCAUUUUCGAAAAUGGCGUUAGAACUCGGUGCUCCCAUGCCAUUGGACUAUAGCAGUGGGACUAGAGACAAUGCUGGUAGUCCUGAAGUGAAUGUGUCAGACGCCAGUCCGCCGAGCAGUAGUGCUUUUACGGUUGUUACGCCGAAAGGCAGAGACGCUUCUGAAAGGGCCACCUCUCCACUCCACCAAUUUCUAUCGCCAACUAGCUUCUCCAACUAUUGCAGAAACCUUUGGGGAGCACCGAUCACACCUACUGGUCCAAGGUAUAUGGUGCCUAUACCUGAGUAUAGUGAAAAAGAUAAAUCAAAUGCAUCACUGAGAGGGUGUUGAAAUCAAAAUGUCGCUCACACUGUUAUUGGGAUCUCAUAAUUACUAACAGAAAAAAAUGUACUGAAUUGUGCCAAACAACAUCAAAAUUGGACAGUUGCUGACUGGAAGAAGGUCCUGUGGAGGGAUGAAUGGAAAUUUGAAGUUUGUUGUCCGCCGUCCGCCUAACGAGAGGCCAUUAGAAUCAUGCACCGUUGAUUAUAAAUA